GAAAAUUGGGCCUCCGGAAUCGAUCUUGACAAUAAAUUCAGUAAUAGCUUGAACGUCGGAAUUUACCAUCCAAAUUUGGUUCCAAAUGGGUUAUACUAUUCCACAUAAGAAGCUCUUCUGAAAGCCUAUUUCCGGACUCAUUUCCGGGCGACUCGAACACGCUUUUCGUAACAUUAGCGUAACCGAUUCCUAGCUAGGCUUAAGGACACCGAAGCAUCUGGUUGGCGUGGUUGGGACGGGACUCUGUUUCGUUUGAGCAUUCCCGGCCGCGUAAGAGUUGGUGUUCAAGCAGCCACGUCCCCGCGUCCUUGCCUGACACUCCAGGUAUCUUUUCUCCUCUUGUUCGAUCUAACACGUACCUACAUCCACUGGACUUGGGAGAUAAAAGCUUCCAGCCAUGAGUACUCCCGUGGAGCCCCAGUCGCCGGCACUUGAAACUCCAAGCGUGACUAAAGCGAAGAUAUCAACCCCUGGUCCCGCAUCUCCUGGGGCAUCAUAUUCUGCUGGAAGGGCAAAGUUGCCGACAUCUGCCGCCGAAGCUCCGGCAACCGAACCGAUUGGUGUCCUUUCUGGCGAACAUUGGCUUCAGCAAGGCCUUCCGAGGCCCGGCAAAAAUGAGGAUACAGACUCAGCCUUGGGAAGCGAUAUCGACAGUUCAACUGCUUCGAUUUCUUCAAGCAUCCUGAACUACCGUACUAUCAAUGGCCGAACUUACCACAGCGACUCCGUAACCGACGGGGAAUACUGGGGUCCUAACGAUCCCAAACACAUUGAAGCCCUCGAUAUUAUCUACCACGCCUGCGAUCUGAUGUUUGGUGGCAAACUACAUCAGGCACCGCUCAUAGAGAGCAACCUUAGGAAUGUAGUUGAUAUCGGUACAGGCUCAGGAAUAUGGGCUAUCGACUUUGCGGACGAAUACAACAACUGCAAUGUGAUCGGUACCGACAUUUCGCCUGUCCAGCCUAGCUGGGUUCCCCCCAAUCUCCAGUUCGAAAUCAAUGACGCUACCAAAGAGUGGGCUUUCAGGGAAAACCAUUUCGAUUUCAUCCAUAUGCAGUUUUUGAACGGGGCUUUUGGAGAUUUGACAGAAGUCUACAAAGAGGCGUACCGGUGCUGCAAGCCUGGCGGCUGGCUCGAGCAUUCUGAUCUUUCGACAAUGAUCAAGUCUGACGAUGGCAGUGUUCUCCCCGAGUCUGCAUGGGGUCAGUGGGGUAAAUUAUUCGAUGCGGCGGGCAGAAAAAUCGGGAAAAUCAUGGCGAUGGCUGACAAUGGCCUGAUGGAGAGGGCGAUGAGGGAUGCCGGCUUUAUAAACGUCAAAGUAAAGAAUUUCAAGAUGCCUACCUCGCCCUGGCCAAAAGACCCGAAGCAAAAGGAAAUUGGUCUCUAUUAUUACGCGGCGAUCUCGUCUGAUGUUGAAGGUGUCAUGCAGUAUAUGUUCGCAAAUGUAUUGGGAUGGACACAGGAGCAAAUCGCGGUAUUUGCUGCUUAUGCGCGCAGAGAAUUGAAAGAUAUGAGCAUACACGGAUAUGUAAGGUGGAAGGUGGUGUACGGUCAAAAGCCGGAGUAGGGGAGAUAAGAAUAAGAGUAUUGAAAGAUGUUCCAUAAGCGAAAGUACAGACUCAAGGCAUGGGAGAAGAUGCAUAGAGGUAGUUGUGUUAGAGACGUGAUUUCUCAGCUGGAGAGUACCUAACAUACCCAAUAGAUGUUCGCGUACCUAGGUAGGGUUUUUGAUAUUCAAAUCGGCUACGGCUUUGAUAAUUCGA
Messenger RNA from Neurospora crassa OR74A, 1763 nucleotides. RefSeq lists its product as hypothetical. The transcript is spliced from 2 exons. The record is from RefSeq and is a predicted model, not a curated record. NCBI's taxonomy places the organism in Eukaryota, Fungi, Ascomycota, Sordariomycetes, Sordariales, Sordariaceae. Bases 398 to 1567 code for a protein of 389 amino acids. Gene Ontology annotation, molecular function: methyltransferase activity.